Messenger RNA from Cokeromyces recurvatus, 1233 nucleotides. RefSeq lists its product as uncharacterized. The transcript is spliced from 2 exons. Gene Ontology annotation, molecular function: protein binding; sequence-specific DNA binding. Gene Ontology annotation, biological process: regulation of ribosomal protein gene transcription by RNA polymerase II. Gene Ontology annotation, cellular component: nucleus. Bases 46 to 780 code for a protein of 244 amino acids. Lineage: Eukaryota; Fungi; Mucoromycota; Mucoromycetes; Mucorales; Mucoraceae. The record is from RefSeq and is a predicted model, not a curated record.
AUAAAUAAAUGUUGUUUGGCAUAUUCUUUUUUAUUCAAGUUAAUCAUGUCUCAAUCGUCAAGUUCAUUGUUUAACGACUUGAUACAUUCAGAUGAACAACAAUUAUCAACAGACUCAUCACACACUGUAAAAACCAAUACACCUUCAGUACCCAUCAAUAGUGCUCAUCUUUACCCUCGAUUGGCAGGUUCUAACUGGACAAGUUAUUUAAGUCAGUUUUCUGUUAUCUUGGGUCGUUCCGGUACUGUGUUAAACAACGAUCCAAAUCAAGAUCAAAGAAGACCACGAAAACUAAAGUUAGUCGAUAUCGAUCUAGGUAAUUCAAAAGCUAUUUCACGUAGACAUUGUGAGAUUCGUUAUAGUGCAAGACGUGACCGAUGGGAACUAUACGUGUAUGGUAGAAAUGGAGUAAAAAUAAAUCAUGUUAUUAAAAGGCCCGGCGAUAAACCAUCGAUAUUAAAGUCAAGCGAUUUAAUUGAAAUUGAUGGUACAAGCUUUGUCUUUGUUUUACCUAAUAAUGACAACUAUUUAAAGCCUGGUAUGGAUCCAGACCAGUUAUCAAGAGUACUACAAAACAAUGAUCAACAACAGAAUGAGGAAACUGAAUCAGAAAUUAAUACGCCCAAGGAUGAAGACAACACGCUUAAUCAUGAAUUGGAGUUGGCAGUAGUUAAAGUGCUUGAAAGAUAUAAUUCUCUAAAUACUGAAGAGAUUUUAAAUUAUUUAGAGCCAGAAAUAGAUAAGGUAUUACAUAAUUUAAUAAUUACGAUACAUGUAUAAACCUCCCCUUUUUUUUUUAAAAAAAAUAGGAAAAUUUGCUUCAUUUACUAGUAUUAAAUCCAAGAUUUCAUUUAGUUCCUAACUCCUCAAAAGAAUCAGAUUCUGCUAAAUGGAUGCUUAUACCCCAAACUAUCACUAAAGACCUCGAUACAGCACCUGUCAAGAUUGUGAACGACAAUAACGAGGUCUUUCAUCAAAAAAAUAAAGAGAAUUUACUUGAUACUAGUACAUCACUAAACAAAGUAACCUUCAUACAGACCCAGUCAGAGGCAGAAAAAAUGAAUAAUAGUCAAAGUCGAUCUACAUCAUCCUUUCCAAAAUUAUUUAGUGAUGAUUGGUCUAUAUUCACGCCGAACACACCAGAAACAACUGUUGUUGGCAAUGCAAUACCUGAACCACGGUUAGAAGCAGAGACAGUAACGAUACAGGAAGAAAGAGAUGAUCAUAGUCAAU